Molecule: messenger RNA, 6113 nt
Organism: Racocetra persica
Lineage: Eukaryota; Fungi; Glomeromycota; Glomeromycetes; Diversisporales; Gigasporaceae
Source: the annotation of a GenBank genome assembly
AACACAAACCUCUUUUAUUAUGCGGUCCUCCUGGAUCUGGAAAAACCAUGACAUUAUUUAGUGCCCUUAGAAAAUUACCAGACAUGGAAGUUGUCGGUCUCAACUUUUCCAGUGCAACAACCCCUGAAUUGAUUUUAAAAACAUUUGAACAAUAUUGUGAAUAUCGUAAGACUCCAACUGGAGUAAUUUUAUCCCCUAUUGCCAUUGGUCGCUGGAUUGUGGUGUUUUGUGAUGAAAUCAAUCUUCCUGCAGUUGAUCAAUAUGGAACUCAACGUGUUAUAUCAUUUUUAAGACAAUUAAUUGAAUGUGGUGGCUAUUGGAGAACAUCAGAUAAAGCAUGGGUUAAAUUGGAAAGAAUACAAUUUGUCGGAGCUUGUAACCCCCCAACAGAUCCCGGACGUGUUCCAUUAACUCAUAGAUACCUUCGUCAUGCUCCUUUAGUGAUGGUUGAUUAUCCUGGUGAAAUUUCCCUUAAUCAAAUUUACGGAACAUUUGCUCGUGCCAUGUUAAAAGUUGUUCCUGCACUUCGAGCAUAUGCUGAACCGCUUACAGCUGCAAUGGUUGAAUUCUAUCUUAAGUCCCAGAAACAUUUUACUCCUGAUAUGCAAGCACAUUACAUUUAUUCUCCUCGUGAAUUGACCAGAUGGAUGCGAGGUAUUUUUGAGGCAAUUAAGCCUUUGGAAUCCCUUUCUCUUGAAGGUUUGAUUCGUAUUUGGGCACAUGAGGCUUUGCGAUUAUUCCAAGACCGUCUUGUUACCGAAGAAGAGAGAAAAUGGACGGACGAUAACAUUGAUGCCACUGCUAUGAAACAUUUCCCAAAUUUGAACUCUUCCGAAGCUUUGAAUCGACCAAUUUUGUUCUCUAACUGGUUGUCCAAACAUUAUAUCCCUGUUGAACGUGAAGAAUUGCGUGAUUACGUUAAAGCUCGUCUCAAAGUCUUUUAUGAAGAAGAAUUAGACGUCCCACUGGUCUUGUUUAAUGAUGUCUUAGAUCAUGUUCUUCGUAUUGAUCGUGUAUUUAGACAAAUGCAAGGACAUUUACUUUUAAUCGGUGUAAGUGGAUCCGGUAAGACUACUUUGUCAAGAUUUGUUGCUUGGAUGAAUGGAUUGAGUGUCUUCCAAAUUAAAGCACAUAACAAGUAUACUGGUGAUGAUUUCGAUGAAGAUUUAAGAACAGUAUUAAGAAGGGCUGGCUGUAAAGGAGAAAAAAUUUGCUUUGUAAUGGAUGAAUCAAAUGUAUUAGACUCUGGUUUCUUGGAACGUAUGAAUACACUUCUUGCUAAUGCAGAAGUUCCUGGAUUAUUCGAGGGUGAUGAAUAUAAUGCAUUAAUGACAAGUUGUAAGGAGGGUGCUCAAAGAGAUGGGUUAAUGUUAGAUUCUCCUGAAGAAUUAUAUAAAUGGUUUACACAACAAGUAAUGAAAAACUUGCACGUUGUAUUUACAAUGAAUCCUCCAGAAGGUGGCCUUGCUUCUCGUGCCGCAACAUCUCCUGCUCUUUUCAAUCGUUGUGUUUUAGAUUGGUUCGGUGAUUGGUCAGAUCAAGCUUUCUUCCAAGUGGGCAUGGAAUUCACCCAAAAUUUGGACUUGGAUCUUCAGACAUAUACACCUCCUGUCAACUUUCCUAGUGCGUAUAGAUUAUUGCCACCGCAACCUUCACAUCGUUCUGCCGUUGUAAAUGCAUUCGUUUUUGUUCAUCAAUCUCUUUACGAAAUUAAUGCAAAAUUGAGCAAACGCCAAGGUCGUUAUAAUUAUGUGACACCACGACACUAUUUAGACUUUAUUAACCAUUAUGUACGAUUAUUCAAUGAGAAACGUGAAGAUCUUGAGGAACAGCAGCGUCAUUUGAACAUUGGGUUAGAUAAAUUAAAAGAAACUGUUACUACUGUUGAUCAACUUCGUAGUGAUUUGGCUAUAAAGAAUGCAGCGCUUCAAGAAAAGGAGAAGGAAGCUAACGAAAAGUUUAAUAAAUUGGUUGAGGAUCAACGCGAAGCUGAAGAACGUAAAAAAGCGUCAGAAGAACUUUCGAUAGCCCUCGAAAUUCAAACUAAACAAAUUGAAGAACGUCGUGAAGUAGUAAUGAAUGAUUUAGCUCAAGCUGAACCAGCUGUUGAGGACGCUAAAAAGAGUGUAAGAGGUAUUACUAGACAACAUCUUACAGAAGUGCGUUCAAUGAAUAACCCUCCUGAGGCUGUGAAAAUGGCGAUGACCUCAGUUUGUCUUUUGCUCGGUAAAAGGGCUGACAGUUGGCAACAAUUGCAAGGAAUCAUCAGAAGUGACGACUUUAUUAAUAGCAUUGUUCAAUACGAUACUAACAAAUUGACCAAAAAUGUGAGAGAAAAAAUUAAAUCAGAAUAUCUUAGCAAACCUACUUAUAACUUCGAGCUUGUAAACAGAGCUAGUAAGGCAUGUGGUCCUUUGGUUAAAUGGGUAAUCGCUCAAGUUAGUUAUUCAGAUAUUUUGGAUAGAGUUGGUCCAAUGCGUAAAGAAAUGGAGGACUUAAAAGAAGAACAAAAGAAAACUCAACAACGGGCUGAGAGUCUGCAGCAAAUGAUCAAAGAUUUAGAAAAUAAAAUAAAAGUAUAUAAGGAAGAAUAUGCAGAAUUAAUUAAAGCUAAAGAAGCUAUUAAAGAUGAUAUGAACCAAGUUAAGAAUAAAGUAGAUAGAAGUAUGACUCUACUUGCUAGUUUAUCAUCUGAAAAGGAAAGAUGGUUGUCUGGUAGUCAAGCAUUUGAAACGCAGAUGGGAACAAUUGUGGGUGAUGUAUUGCUUUCUGCAGCAUUUCUCGCCUAUGGUGGAUAUUUCGACCAGCAAUAUCGUGAAAUAUUACUUCAAAAAUGGACAAUCCAUUUAGUCGACGCUAAAAUUCAAUAUAAGCCAGAACUUUCGUUGACAGAAUAUUUGUCAACAGCAGAUGAUCGUCUUUCAUGGCAAGCAAAUUCUCUUCCGGCCGAUGAUUUAUGUACUGAAAACGCCAUCAUGCUUAAGAGGUUCAACAGAUAUCCACUCAUUAUUGAUCCAUCUGGUCAAGCUUCUUCAUUUUUAAAGAAUGAAUUUAAAAACAAAAAAAUUACUAUUACUAGUUUCUUAGAUGAUUCAUUUAUUAAGAACUUAGAAAGUGCUCUUCGUUUUGGUAAUCCGUUACUUAUUCAAGACGUUGAGCAUCUUGACCCUAUUUUAAAUCCUGUUCUUAACAAAGAAUUGCGCCGUACUGGUGGCCGUGUUUUAAUAAGAUUGGGAGGACAGGACAUUGAUUUCUCACCAUCAUUUACACUUUUCCUUUCAACCCGUGAUCCUUCUGUAAAUUUCCCUCCAGAUGUGUGCAGUAGAGUAACAUUCGUUAACUUUACUGUGACACGUAGCAGUUUGCAAAGUCAAUGUCUUAAUCAAGUCCUUAAAGUUGAAAGACCUGAUACGGAUCAGAAACGAACAGAUUUAGUCAAACUUCAAGGUGAAUUUAAACUGAGGUUGAGAUAUCUCGAAAAAUCUCUCUUGCAGGCUUUAAAUGAAUCCAAAGGUAAUAUUUUGGAUGAUACUAAGAUCUUAGAUACAUUGGAAAAAUUGAAAAAAGAGGCUGCUGAAAUUUCUCGAAAAGUUGAAGAAACUGACACUAUUAUGCAAGAAGUUGAACGAGUUACAGCACAAUACACUCCUUUAGCUCAAGCUUGUAGCUCUGUUUUCUUUGUUAUGGAGCAAAUAAACAUAUUACAUCACUUUUAUCAAUUCUCUCUUGAAUAUUUCUAUGAAAUAUUCCAAUAUAUCCUCCAUGAAAACCCAAACCUCUCAAACAUUACUGAUGCCGAUGAAAGAUUGAGGAUUAUCGUCCGUGAUCUUUUUAAAGUGACUUUCAAGCGUGUAUCGCGAGCUUUGCUACAUGAGGACUAUGUUACAUUCGCAAUUUUACUAGCUCAAAUUAAACUUCGUGGAUCUCCUGGCCAAAUUGAUGAAGCUGAAUACGACUUCAUGCUAAGCGGUGGCGAUGUCGUACCUGGAUCAAGAGUUACAGCAAGAGAACUAGGAUUACCUGAUAAUGUUUUUGAUGGUGAUCAACUUUGUAAAAUAAAAGAAUUCAUGGCUCUUCAAUGUUUCUCUAGACUCAACAGGGAGAUUAAUGAUAAUAUUGAUGAAUGGGUGAAAUUUAUGAAUCAUGAUUCGCCUGAGAAGCACGUACCUGAAUGUUGGGAUACUUCAUUACCUGAAACUGUUAAACAAUUACGUAGAAUAUUGAUUAUCAAAUGUUUCCGCCCUGAUAGACUUAUUCCUACAGUGUCCGAAUUUGUAUCUAUUGCAUUUGAUCCAGGUUUCGCCUCUCAAACAGAAUUGGACUUUAAGGCAUUAGUGUUGAAUGAAGUUCAACCUGCUACUCCUAUUUCUUUAUGUUCUGUUCCUGGAUAUGAUGCAAGUUACCGUGUGGAUAAUCUUGUAUCUGAUGUUGGAGUGAAAUGCACAUCUGUUGCCAUGGGUUCUCAAGAAGGUUUUACCUUGGCCGAUUCAGCUAUUGCAAACGCGGUCAAGAAUGGAAAUUGGGUUUUAUUAAAAAAUGUUCAUUUAGCUACAUCAUGGUUAGGUCAACUUGAAAAGAAGUUGCAUAGUAUGAAAGCACAUAGAAACUUUAGGCUUUUCCUCACCAUGGAGACAAAUCCUAAGGUGCCAGUUAAUUUGUUGCGCUUAUCACGUGUACUUAUGUUCGAGCCUCUACCUGGUAUCAAGGCAAACCUUCAAGACUCACUCAAGAGUAUCCCACACUCGCGGUACUCAAAAGGGCCAAGAGAGCGUGUCCGUCUUUACUUCAUGCUUGCAUGGUUGCAUGCUAUCGUGCAAGAACGUCUUCGUUACGCACCUCUCGGCUGGACCAAGAUUUACGAGUUUAAUGAUUCGGAUCAAGACUUUGCAAUUAACACCAUUGACGCGUGGUUGAAUUCAGUUGCUCAAAACAGAGAAAACAUUUCCCCAGAUAAAAUUCCCUGGGAGGCACUUCGUACAUUAAUCUGUGUUGCUGGUUAUGGUGGCCGUAUAGACAAUGAAUUUGACAAGCGUCUUCUCGAAUGUUUCGUAAAUGGUUUAUUCUCACCCGCUGCUUAUGAGUUUGAAUUUCCGCUUGUUGAUUCAGAAGACUCGCACAAACUAGUUAUCCCUGAUGGAACAAAAAUGGAAGACUUUGUAGGUUGGGUUAAUAGUCUCCCAGAACGCGAGCCGCCUAUAUGGCUAGGAUUGCCAAGCAAUGCAGAAAGAGUUUUAGCCACAAGCAAAGGUUAUGCAAUGCUUGUGAAAAUCAGAAAAAUGAAAAAUACGGCUGAUGAUGAUGUUGUUGAACUUUCUCAAGAGUCUGAUUCUCAGACAUCUACCCAACCUGCCUGGAUGCGUGCAUUACAGGCAUCUGUUGAAGGAUGGUUAGACGUACUUCCGGAAAAAAUUCCAAUGAUGAGCCGUACUUCUGAAAGUAUUAAAAAUCCGUUAUUCAGAUUUUUCGAUCGUGAAAACUCAAUCGGACGUAGUCUCCUCAAAAAAAUUCGUCAAGAUCUCGAGGACAUCCGCAAUGUUUGCAAAGGUGAACUCAAACAAACGAAUCAUUUGCGUAUGCUAUUGAAUUGUCUUACAAAGGGUAUUAUACCGGAUCACUGGCGAAAAUAUAAAGUCCUUAAAACUGUAUCCAUAAAUCAUUGGAUUGCUGAUUUCAGAAGCAGGCUUCAACAACUUGAAGGCAUUACAAAAUUACAUGACUUUUUAGAUUUACAAGUAUGGAUAGGUGGUCUUUUCAUGCCCGAAGCAUUCAUCACAGCUACCCGUCAGGCAGUAGCACAAAAACAUAAAUGGUCUUUAGAAGAAUUGCUAUUAGAAAUUUCUCUCAACAAGAGUGGAGAUCCUGAUUCUUUCGCAUUAAGUGGGCUUAAACUUGAAGGUGCUGUAUGGGAAAACAAUCAUGUGAGUCUCUGCGGAGUUCCAACAACCAAAUUAGAUAUUUCUCAAAUUAAAUGGGUUAGAAAGACGGAAGCUACUCCAGUUACUGAAACAACUAUAAACCUUCCGGUUUAUCUUAAUGAAGAUCGUUCUGAUUUGCUCUUUAUUGUUAAUAUUGAAGCAAAGGCUUCUGAAAAGGUUAAGAUUGUGCAACGUGGA